This is a messenger RNA of Cotesia glomerata, 1323 nucleotides long. It is a transcript of the gene Zip102B, whose product is annotated as zinc transporter ZIP9. Lineage: Eukaryota; Metazoa; Arthropoda; Insecta; Hymenoptera; Braconidae. The transcript is spliced from 5 exons. The record is from RefSeq and is a predicted model, not a curated record. Gene Ontology annotation, biological process: transmembrane transport; zinc ion transport. Bases 402 to 1271 code for a protein of 289 amino acids. Gene Ontology annotation, cellular component: membrane. Gene Ontology annotation, molecular function: metal ion transmembrane transporter activity.
GCUUCAGCUGACAGUAAUUAUUUUUUAACAACAUACAACACAUAUUUAUAUUUACAUCCAUAUUUUUCUUAUCUACAAAAAAUUAUCAACACAUAUAGAUCGUCCAGAUGUGCACAAGUGUUUGUUGUCGGUGUUUAGAUUAAAGAACUAGUCAGCAGCCGCUCUAAACGACCCAAUAUCACCUCUCACCGCUUGACGGAUGAAAACUGUCUACGUCGACUCCGGUUAAACAAAAAUGUUUUUUAGAAAGUUAACAUGCGGAAGAUAAGUUUAACAUAGUUUGCCGCAAUAUUUAGUGCGGCAGGUAAACCUUUCUCAAUAUUAUUGUCAACAAAGCUCCAUAAGGUACUGCAAAAAUAAUAAUUUAUAAAAAAACCAAGGUUUACGUAUUUUUAAUAAUAAUGGAUCAAACACUGGUACUCUGGAUACUUGCUGUGGUUAUGUUAGUGGGAUCAUAUGUUGCUGGAUCCUUGCCACUUGUUAUGAACUUGUCUGAGGAUAAGUUGCAGCUUGUAUCAGUAUUAGGAGCUGGCCUACUAGUCGGAACAGCGCUAGCUGUCAUUAUUCCCGAGGGAAUUCGUGCAUUAUUCAGCGGUGCAGGUAGUGUUGAUGCUCAUACUCCAGCAACUGGUCAUGAUGCAUCUGUUGAUGUUUCAGCUGAUCUCCACGGUAUGAUAGGAGUAAGUUUGGUGUUAGGUUUUGUGUUCAUGCUGCUGGUUGAUCAGUGCUCAACGAGACGCAGUGGUGGUAAAGAAAAAAGUGUUACUGCUACUAUAGGUUUGGUUGUACAUGCAGCAGCUGAUGGUGUUGCUUUGGGUGCUGCUGCAACUACAUCACAGGCUGAUGUUGAAGUUAUAGUUUUUCUCGCUAUUAUGCUGCACAAGGCACCAGCAGCAUUUGGAUUAGUAUCUUUUCUUCUUCAUGAAGGUGUAGAUAGAAAAAAAAUAGGACGGCAUUUAUUAGUAUUUUCUUUAUCUGCUCCAUGUUUAGCACUUGUUACAUAUUUUGGAAUUGGAAAGGAGGGUAGAGAAACAUUGAGCAAUGUUAAUGCCACAGGCUUGGCGAUGUUAUUUAGUGCUGGUACAUUUUUAUAUGUCGCAACUGUCCACGUUUUGCCAGAAUUAAUGACCAGAAAUAGUAAUUCAUACUCUCAUUUACCAGUCGUUGAAGGCGCACCAAUUAGUACAUCAGGUUUGAAGUUUAAAGAAAUAUUGGCGUUGGUCAUUGGAUCAUUUUUACCUGCAUUACUGACCACUGGUCAUCAUCAUUAGUAGUUUUUUUUUUUUUAUUACUUAUUUAUUUGUAAUAUAAAUUUUAAUAACU